Electrophorus electricus (electric eel) is the source of this 4286-nucleotide messenger RNA. It is a transcript of the gene aplp2, whose product is annotated as amyloid beta (A4) precursor-like protein 2. Gene Ontology annotation, cellular component: membrane. Gene Ontology annotation, biological process: central nervous system development; axonogenesis. NCBI's taxonomy places the organism in Eukaryota, Metazoa, Chordata, Actinopteri, Gymnotiformes, Gymnotidae. Gene Ontology annotation, molecular function: heparin binding; serine-type endopeptidase inhibitor activity; transition metal ion binding. The record is from RefSeq and is a predicted model, not a curated record.
GAGGACGGGCGGACAUCGCAGUGCGUUCCGUGGUGAGCGAGACAGGACACGCGCAGUCGGGGUUCCCGUGAAAAACAAGGAUCGCCGGACUCGUUGCUCUCUGAGCGGGGAACAGUUCCUUAGCCUUAGCUGUUUUAUUACGCUAUCGUAGUUUUAUUGUAGUGAAACACAGUCAAGAAUAAUUUCCACCAAGUAGAAGCGGAUAUCUCCUCGGAAGAUGGGUUCAGUCCCGGCCGUGUCUGUCCUGAUUUUGGGCAUCGUUGUCCCUAGUCUGGCCGGAUAUAUCGAGGCGCUAGCUGCCAACGCAGGCACGGGCUUCGCCGUGGCAGAACCACAGGUGGCCAUGUUCUGCGGGAAACUCAACAUGCAUGUCAACAUUCAGACGGGCCGCUGGGAGCCGGACCCCUCUGGAACCAAGACCUGCGUAGGAACCAAGGAAGGUGUGCUGCAGUACUGUCAGGAGAUGUACCCUGAGCUGCAAAUUACAAAUGUGGUGGAGGCCAACCAACCAAUCAAGAUUGAGAACUGGUGCAAAAAAGACAAAAAGCAGUGCAAGGGCCACGCCCACACCGUUGUCCCUUACAAGUGCUUGGUCGGGGAGUUUGUGAGUGAUGUCCUCCUGGUUCCAGAGAAGUGCAAAUUCUUCCACAAAGAACGCAUGGACCUUUGUGUCAGCCAUCAACAGUGGCACGGAGUAGCCAAGGAGGCCUGCUCUAAGAGCAACAUGGAGGUGCAUAGCUAUGGCAUGCUUUUGCCAUGCGGUAUCGACAAGUUCCACGGCACAGAGUACGUGUGCUGUCCUUCCACCCGGCCUGAGGAGCCCGUCCCAGGUGCCACACACUCCACUGAGGAAGACGAGGAUGAAGAUCAGCACGAGGUGGACAAGGAACAGGAGAAAGACGAUGCAGUGGAGGAGAGUGAGAAGGCAGCAGAAGACCAGCCGACAGCAAAGGCCGACUCGGCAGAGGAGCUGGACUACGAAGAUGAUGACGAGCAGUACCGCUACGUCUAUGAGGAUGAAGAGGAAGACCGAGACAGCGAUGAGAAAGAUGAGAAGAACGACAAAGCUGCUGCCGAGAUCCAGGACACCGAGAAGUCCCUUCAGGAGGUCAAAGCGGUGUGUUCCCUGGAGGCGGAGACGGGCCCAUGCCGCGCCUCCAUGCCUCGCUGGCACUUCGACAUGCGCCAGAGGAAGUGUGUGCGCUUCAUCUACGGAGGCUGCGCCGGCAACCGCAACAACUUCGACUCCGAGGAGUACUGCAUGGCCGUGUGCAAACGUCUCACAGUGCUCCCAACACCGCAGCCCACGGACGACGUGGACGUCUACUUCGAGACCCCGGCCGACGACAAGGAGCACAGCCGCUUCCAGAAGGCCAAGGAGCAGCUGGAGAUCAGACACCGUAACCGCAUGGAGAGGGUAAGGAAGGAGUGGGAAGAGGCGGAGCGUCAGGCCAAGAACCUGCCCAAAGCUGAGAGACAGAUGCUGAUCCAGCAUUUCCAGGCUAUGGUGGAGUCUCUAGAAGAAGAGGCAGCCAGUGAGAAGCAGCAGCUGGUGGAGACCCACCUGGCACGGGUGGAGGCCAUGCUUAACGACCGUCGCCGCUUCGCCCUGGAGAACUACCUCGCCGCCUUGCAGGCUGACCCACCCAAGCCCCGCCGGAUCCUGCAGGCUUUGAGGCGUUACGUGCGUGCAGAGAACAAGGACCGCCAACACACCAUCCGCCACUACCAGCACGUGCUGUCAGUGGACCCAGAGAAGGCCACGCAGAUGAAGUCCCAGGUGAUGACCCACCUUCGUGUUAUUGAGGAGAGACUGAAUCAGAGCCUGUCUCUGCUGUAUAAGGUGCCCUACAUCGCCGACGAGAUCCAAGAUGAGAUCGAUGAUCUUCUCCUGGAGCAGAAGGCGGAUAUGGACCAGUUCCUGUCCUCUAUCUCUGAGUCUCAGCCUGACGUCACCGUCUCCUCUGAGGAAAUUGUGGAGGUACCAGCGUUUGAGGGCAAACCCUUCCGCCCUUUCCAGGUUUCCUCCCUAGGCUCAGGGCCUGAACCUGAGGGCGAUCUCUCUGAACCCCUGCGAACCUUCAAGAAAGGCUCAGGGAUGAAUAGUGUGGAUGGCUUGAUUGGAGCUGAGGAGAGGAUCAUCAACAGCAAGAACCAAAUUGACGACCAUGUGGUGAUUGAUGAGACAUUGGAUGUUAAAGAAGUGAUUUACAGUGCUGAGAAAGUCAGCGUUUUGAAUGUUGAUCCUCGGUUUAGAGGAGGUGACCAGGAGACACUACACCCCCUGCGGGCGGAGUUUAGUUAUGGGAGCAGUGCUCUGAUUGGCCUGUUGGUUAUUGCAGUCGCCAUAGCAACUGUAAUUGUGAUCAGCCUGGUCCUGCUGAGAAAGAGACAAUAUGGCACCAUUAGCCACGGCAUUGUGGAGGUGGACCCUAUGCUGAGUCCCGAGGAGCGUCACCUGAACAAGAUGCAAAACCAUGGCUAUGAGAACCCCACCUACAAAUACCUGGAACAGCUGCAGAUCUAGCCUGUGCCAUCAGGGGGUGACAGAGGGCUGUGGAAGGGUGAUUGUACUACUGACCAAUAAUAAAACUGCUCUUUAGAUCAUUUCCUGCAUCAGAAGUACAUAUUCUUGUUCAUUAAGAAAUGAAAAAACCCAAUUGUUUAAUACUGCUACUGUUGUAUCAUGGGACUCUGCUUGUGUUCUUUUACAUUCUUCUUUUAAACAGCGAUGUAGUGAAGUUUAUAAACUUGGAAUAUGAUUUUGAACAUUUAAUUGUGAAUUGAUCGUACAUGACGUCAGAACAUGUCAAUAUUUGAUUGUCAUUAUAAUAAACAGUAAUAUUUUUCAGAGCACAAUUCAAAUCAUGAAAAUCUUAAAGGAAUACAAACAAAUCCACAAUCAGAACGAAGACACUUCACUUUCUUUUAGCCAUCGUUGUGUUCCAUGACUGUCUGAUAUACAAACUUGUUUUUCUUUUCAAUCGAUUGCUUGUAUAUGAAGGUUAUUUGUACCAACUUAAAUGUAUAGUGAAUCAAAAUAAGAAAAUAUGAUACCUGAAAUGAUUUACUUUGUUCUUUUAAUAUUACACACAAAUUAUAUAAAUAUAUGAAUAUAAAGUAGAUGUUCUAUUCCUCUUUUUUUUUUUUUUUUUUUUUUUUUUCUUUCUUUUUUUUUUUUUUUUUUCUCUUCAGAGCUUAAAUGCUGGCUGGGAUAAGAGUUUUAAGUGAUGAGGCUUGUGGACGAGUCUGAUGGGUCCAUUUGUGUGGUGCUGUCAAGUUUGUGGGACGGGGCCUGUAUCUGCUCAUGUACUGGGCUCAUGCUUGUGGCACGGGGCACGCAUCUGUUCACAUUAGUCAGGACCCCUGAGGAUGUUUUUGGUGAAGUGUAACAGGAUUUUGCUGGCCACCAUGAUAAUGCCACAUAUUAGGCUGUUUAAAUGGUGCCUGUUGUUUAGAGCUGGUACUUGGGUGGACUGAAGCAAUGAAGAACAGAUGCAGGGGCCUCUACUCUGACAUAUCUAAUAAAAGCCCUCGAACCCCUUCAUGUGAACCCCCCCCCCCCCCAAACAUACAUACAUACAUACAUACAUACAUACAUACACACACACACACCCCACGAUAGUAGUUUGGACCCAGUAAAACUUGGUGCUAAUUAAUUUAGCAUUCAGGCUAACUGUUCCAGAUCCAGGCUGCAGGUUGGGCCCAGAUUGGCAUCAGCACUGAGAGCGAUAUUUUGCAGAACAAAUCGGGUAGUUGCUUAAACCAACCAGGAUUUUGUGAGGUCAGUUGUUUGCAGUGUGUGCAACGUAAGCAGUAUCAGACUGACGGCCCAGAGGCUGUGCAAGGAGUGAUUGGUACAUCGAAAGCUAAACUGGUUUAUCUCUCUUGUCACAAACAAAUUGAACAUAAAAUCAUCUGGGUUGUUUUCUCUCUUAGUAAUCUUUGUAUGCCUGUAUAAUUGAUGUUGCAAUCAUGGCUUUUAAAGAGAACAACCUGUGGUGUGCAUUGUUAUAUCCAAUAUGAUGAUACAUGAAAUAUUUUUCAGUUUGUUCUUUUUUUUAAAAGUUCUUUCCUCUUCCUGUGACAGUAUUUCUGUAUGUGACUCACUCUCUAUGCACUCAAAUGGCUUUGAUCCUGAACCCUGCAACUGCCUGCUGGACUGAUUGGAAGGGGAGGGGACACUAAUAUAAGAUGCAUAUAUUAGUAGCAAAACAUGAUAGACUUCCGUUGAUAUGGCUUUGUGGUUUCAAACGGAAAACAUCAAUAAACUCACUACUUCCACA